Molecule: messenger RNA, 2071 nt
Organism: Saccostrea echinata
Lineage: Eukaryota; Metazoa; Mollusca; Bivalvia; Ostreida; Ostreidae
Product: monocarboxylate transporter 13-like
Exons: 4
Coding region: 1-1380 (459 amino acids)
Biological process (GO): monocarboxylic acid transport; transmembrane transport
Molecular function (GO): monocarboxylic acid transmembrane transporter activity
Source: RefSeq, a predicted model, not a curated record
AUGAAGAAUACAUGGGGAAUGGUUGUAGCUGUUGCAGCGUUUCUCAUUCAGUUUAUAAUAUUUGGAAUCUGCCUCUCCUUCGGUAUCUAUGUUAUAGAACUACAAAACGAGUUUGAAUCAGGACUAUCGAUAAUUUCAUCUAUUGGAUCCAUCCACUUUGGCUUUCUAUUUUGUACAGGACCAUUUGCCAGUUUUCUAAUGCGGAAGAUAUCUUACAGAAGGGUUUGUUUACUGGGCGCCAUAAUGAGCAGUGUUGGUCUAUCUGUUUUACCAUUUACUCCAAAUAUUCCCUUUUUAAUUGUGUUCUUCGGAGUAUUAACGGGUACUGGCUAUUGUUUUCUCUACAUUCCAUCUCAUACUCUUUCUGGACUCUGGUUUGAAAACAAUCGAGGUCUAGUUACAGGUAUCGUCACAUCCGGAUCCUCACUUGGUGGCGUGGCGUUUCCAUAUCUGAUUGAAUUUUUGAUUGGGAGGUUUGGAUGGAGAGGUUCCUUUUUUAUUCUUGCCUCGCUGAAUUUACAAACGGUUGUUUUCUCCUGUCUAAUGAGAGAAUCACCCAUGCAAAAGGCAUGGGUAAAAUCAAGAACUAAGUAUGUCAGCAAUAAUCUCACCAACAGUACACAGACAAUCUUUACAAUCCAUGAAGAUGGAAAUGAAUUCAUAAACAAUGGAACAAUAUUUGAAAAUUGUGUUCCAAUACAAACUGUUGCAGACCAAACUAGAAUCGACAAACAAAUUAAACAUACAGUAAAAAGAUCAAGAAUGAUGAAACUACUUACUAACUUACCAUUUGUUCUAUUUAUGAUAAAUAAUCUUAUGUGGAAUUUAGGUUGCUCUGUACAAUUGCUUCUUGGGCCAGACUACUACACUAAAAUUGGUUUUGCCUUAAGACAAGCAGCUGUGCUCUUAUCCGUUCAGCAAGGUACAAUGGUGGGUGGUUGUGUCAUCGGUGGAAUUCUGGGUAAUUUCCGCAGCCUAAACAGAAACGGUUUAUUUUUAAUCUCAAACAUUUUAUCGGGUUUCUGCAUACUUACCUACACAUUUCCAGUUCUACAAACGAUGGCGGGUCUUGCUAUAAUCAACUCUCUGUUUGGAUUGAGUUCGGGGAUAAGUCUUGGAUUGCUCGUCAUUCUUGUAUCGGAUUUUGUCGGAAGUCAACUGAUUGGGGACGGAAUGGGAUAUCUGAUGUUAGCAUCUGGAAUAGGAAUGUUCAUUGGGCCACCAUUAGGAGGUUACCUGAUAGAAAAGACAGGAUCCUAUGAUGUCGCCUUUUACCUCAGUGGAACUGCUACCUUGUUCAGCGGAGUAAUAUUGUUAAUCAUUCCAAUCAGAGGUUGUUUUCAGAAGUCCAAGAAAUACGUCAUAUCAUCUGUUACCUGAAGAAAUGUGUGAAAUAGAAGUAAAUAUUUUUAUAUGUUGCCAAAAAAAAAAAAAAAAAAACAACACCAACAACAACAACAAAAAAAAAACAAAGAAACAUAACCACGCAAUGACUUUAUCAAUCGGUUAUUAAAAAAAAGUAGAGAGAGAAAGAGACUGAAACACUGACCAUGCAUGAUUUAACGUUCAUUUAGGAAGCUGCACUUCAUCUGUUGCUCUACACAAAAAGUUUUAGGAUCAAUGUAUUUUAAAUAUAUAUGUGCAUAAUUUUAUUAAGUUUUUUUUAUUUUUUUUAAAUCCUGAGGAUCAUUCAGGGGGUUUUGUAUGAGUUUUAAAUGCAAAUCACUUCUAUGAAACACCAGAAAGAAAACACCUUAGACCCUUCACACUCAAAUCCCAAAAUGAUACUUGUCAACAUAUUUAAGAAGGCUCAAUACAAUUUUUUUUAAAAAUAUAUAUGCAAGAAUCAUUUUUUUUCUACAUUCACUAUAGAGUAUAAGAUAUUGUAGAGAGUAACUAAUAUAAAUUAUAUAAGAAGAUAUGGCUGAAAUACUGCACACGCGGCUAUAAAACAAUAGAUAAUCAUAAUCUAAAAUAACAUUACCAUAAAAAUCAUCAUUCUUAACAGUAGAUAUUUUACAGGCAAAUUAACAUUGGUUAUUGCUUUUCUUCAUAACUAUUUUAAAGAUGG